Messenger RNA from Cylas formicarius (sweet potato weevil), 2932 nucleotides. Its product is annotated as glutamate receptor ionotropic, kainate 2. The transcript has 15 exons. The record is from RefSeq and is a predicted model, not a curated record. Gene Ontology annotation, biological process: monoatomic ion transport. Bases 160 to 2892 code for a protein of 910 amino acids. Gene Ontology annotation, molecular function: glutamate-gated receptor activity. Lineage: Eukaryota; Metazoa; Arthropoda; Insecta; Coleoptera; Brentidae. Gene Ontology annotation, cellular component: plasma membrane; postsynaptic membrane.
UCAGAAACGCUAAGUCAAUGUUUGUAUAAGUGAUGCAUCCGGUCGGUUUCUGCGGAAAUCUCUAGCGGGCCGCGAUUGUUUCUGGUUGACGUGCACUGGACCAAUGAUUAUGGGUUUCGAGUUGUCGUCAGUGUGAUCGUCGCGGUUGACAUUUUAACGAUGGAUUUACUCGACUUCGAUGCGUUUCUCGCGGCCAUGUUGACGAUGGUUGCGUUCGCGAACGCUGCCUUGCCGCCCGUCAUAAGAAUCGGCGCUAUUUUUACAGAGGAUCAGAAAAAUAGCAGUUCGGAGCUGGCGUUCAAAUAUGCGGUCUAUAAAAUCAACAAGGAGCGGGAACUUUUACCGAACACGACGCUGGUUUAUGACAUUCAGUACGUACCGAGGGACGACAGCUUUAGGACGUCGAAAAAAGCUUGUCGGCAAAUGGAAUAUGGCGUUCAAGCGAUAUUUGGACCGUCAGAUCCGAUUUUAGGCGCUCAUAUUCAAAGUAUUUGCGAAGCAUUGGACGUGCCACAUUUGGAGGCCAGAAUUGAUUUCGAACCGUUAUCCAAAGAGCUUAGCAUAAACCUACAUCCCAGCCAAGAAAAUAUGAACAAGGCGUUCAAAGAUCUUAUGAACUUUCUGAAUUGGACCAAAGUUGCCAUUAUAUACGAGGAAGACUAUGGUUUGUUUAAGCUCCAAGAGUUGGUAAAAUCUCCGUCCACUCCUAGAACAGAGAUGUAUAUUCGCCAGGCGAGCCCGUCGACUUACAGGCAGGUUCUACGCGAAGUGAGGCAAAAGGAAAUCUUCAAGCUGAUUGUUGACACGAACCCAAGAAGCAUUCAGCAAUUUUUCAGAGCCAUUCUUCAAUUGCAGAUGAACGAUUACAGAUACCACUACAUGUUCACGACUUUUGAUUUGGAGACCUUCGACUUGGAAGACUUCAAAUACAAUUCGGUCAACAUCACCGCUUUCAGACUGGUGGACGUGGAGCAUCCGAAAGUCAAAGAAAUUUUGGAGGUGAUGGAAAGAUUUCAGCCGAUAGGACACGCGAUUCUGAACCGAAGCGGUAUUAUCCAAGCCGAACCUGCUUUAAUGUUCGACUCGGUGUACGUUUUUGCCAAGGGACUAGCCGCCAUGGACUCGGGCCAUUCCAUCAAGCCCACCAAUUUAUCUUGCGACACGGAAAAACCCUGGGACGACGGACUGUCCCUUUAUAACUAUUUGGACGCAACCGGGUUUCACGGGAUUACAGGCAACGUGGAGUUUUACGAAGGGAAGCGGUCCAAUUUCAAAGUGGACAUCUUGAAACUCAAAAAAGAAGAGGUGCGAAAAGUGGGCCAGUGGAGUCCAAACGAAGGCAUCAAUAUCACGGAUCCGAACGCCUUCUACGACCACCAAGUUCCGAAUAUUACCCUAGUAGUGAUGACACGAGAGGAAAAACCUUACGUGAUGGUGAAGGCAGAUAACAGCUUAACCGGCAACGCGCGGUACGAAGGUUUCUGUAUAGAUCUACUUAAAUGGAUAGCUGGGCAGGUUGGUUUCCAGUACAGCAUUCGUUUGGUACCCGACCACAUGUACGGCGUGUACGAUCCGGACACAAAAGAAUGGAAUGGCAUUGUGCGAGAACUUAUGGAAAAGAGGGCGGAUCUGGCGGUGGCCUCGAUGACAAUAAAUUACGCACGGGAGAGCGUAAUAGACUUUACCAAGCCGUUUAUGAACCUCGGCAUAGGAAUUCUAUUCAAGGUGCCUACCAGCCAACCUACAAGACUCUUCAGCUUCAUGAAUCCCUUAGCCUUCGAAAUAUGGAUCUACGUUUUAGCCGCGUACAUGCUGGUCUCUUUUACGCUUUUCGUAAUGGCCAGAUUCUCCCCUUACGAGUGGAACAAUCCCCAUCCGUGUCACCAGGACUCCGAUAUCGUUGAAAAUCAGUUUUCCGUUUCGAAUAGUUUCUGGUUUAUAACCGGCACAUUCCUGAGGCAGGGUUCCGGACUAAACCCGAAGGCCACGUCCACCAGGAUCGUCGGUGGCAUCUGGUGGUUUUUCACUCUAAUCAUCAUCUCAUCCUACACUGCCAACCUGGCGGCCUUUUUAACCGUGGAAAGAAUGAUAACGCCAAUAGAAAGUGCCCAAGAUUUGGCUGAACAAACUGACAUUGCCUAUGGGACGCUGGAAGGGGGAAGCACUAUGACGUUCUUUAGGGACUCUAAAAUAGGAAUCUAUCAGAAAAUGUGGCGGUUUAUGGAGAGCCGCAAUCCCCCUGUAUUCGUGAAAUCUUACGAAGAAGGCAUCCAAAGAGUGUUGCAAGGAAACUACGCGUUUCUAAUGGAGUCGACGAUGUUGGAUUAUGCAGUGCAACGAGAUUGUAACCUCACCCAAAUCGGAGGGCUUUUGGACUCCAAAGGAUACGGUAUCGCCACUCCCAAAGGCAGCCCCUGGCGAGAUAAGAUUUCGCUGUCAAUUUUGGAGCUACAGGAGAAAGGGGUCAUACAAAUUUUGUACGACAAGUGGUGGAAAAAUACCGGUGAUGUCUGCACGCGCGACGAUAAGAGUAAAGAGUCAAAGGCCAAUGCUUUGGGAGUUGAAAAUAUAGGGGGAGUAUUCGUGGUCCUCCUGUGCGGCCUGGCGCUCGCGAUUUUGGUCGCCAUUUUAGAAUUCUGCUGGAACAGCAAAAAGAACGCGCAGACGGACAGGCAAUCGCUGUGUUCCGAGAUGGCAGAAGAACUGCGAUUCGCCAUGAGAUGUCACGGAUCUAGACAACGGCCAGCUCUGAGGAGGUCGUGCACCAGAUGUAGCCCGGCGACGACGUACGUCCCAGCUACUCUCGAUUUGCCGCAUCUGAACGGGGAGGGGGUGAUUCUACCCAUGAUGGAUUUGAAAAAAUCUCCCGUCCCCUACGACGUAGACACUUAGCGUCAGCUGACUUCCGGAGGGUACACCACCUUCACCUGCG